Messenger RNA from Colias croceus (clouded yellow), 534 nucleotides. RefSeq names its product homeobox protein rough-like (gene ro). Lineage: Eukaryota; Metazoa; Arthropoda; Insecta; Lepidoptera; Pieridae. Gene Ontology annotation, molecular function: DNA-binding transcription factor activity, RNA polymerase II-specific; DNA binding. Gene Ontology annotation, biological process: regulation of DNA-templated transcription. The record is from RefSeq and is a predicted model, not a curated record. The transcript is spliced from 4 exons. Bases 1 to 363 code for a protein of 120 amino acids.
AUGGUGCGAAUCGGAGCUCUUACAAUAGCGCGUAGAAGACGAAAAGAGAGUCGACCACGGCGGCAACGGACCACCUUCUCAGCACAUCAAACGCUUCGACUAGAACUAGAGUACGCUAGAGGCGAAUAUGUUGCUCGUGCGAGACGCUGUGAAUUAGCGUCGGCAUUAUCACUCAGUGAAACGCAAGUCAAAAUCUGGUUUCAAAACAGAAGAGCUAAAGAUAAGAGAAUUGAAAAGGCUCAUCUUGAUCAACAAUACAGACAAUUAGCAGCAGCAUCAGGUUUCUUUCCCACAAUGCUACCAUCGUACCCGCCUCCACCGUGCCCGUGUUUGCCAGUGCAACCGCCACACAACGAUAAAUAAUUUUACUAAAUACAUAAUAUAUAUGUAUGUUUAUAAACAAGCAAAACUUCCGUUGCUAUAUGAAAAAUUGUUUAUGAAACACGUCCAAUGUUCUAACAAGAGCAUUUUUUGUGAAGGAACAUAAUUGACGUACUAAAAAAACCACUCACAAUCUCAUAUCUAUAUAUCUCA